Messenger RNA from Raphanus sativus (radish), 900 nucleotides. RefSeq names its product E3 ubiquitin-protein ligase RHA2B. The record is from RefSeq and is a predicted model, not a curated record. Gene Ontology annotation, molecular function: ubiquitin protein ligase activity. NCBI's taxonomy places the organism in Eukaryota, Viridiplantae, Streptophyta, Magnoliopsida, Brassicales, Brassicaceae. Gene Ontology annotation, biological process: protein ubiquitination. The coding region runs from base 104 to 550 and encodes 148 amino acids. The transcript has a single exon.
GAAAGAGAAGAGCCGACGGAAGAAAAAAUAAAAGUAGCAAAUCCCUAAAACUCAAUCUCUAUCGGAUUACACAGCAGAGAAGAAUCAACACUUAGAAAAGACGAUGGGGUUACAAGGUCAGCUCUCGGACGUCUCCUCCGACUCAAUCCCCCUCAUGCUCGUCGCUCUCCUCGCUACUCUCUUCAAACACCUCCGCUCUUCCUUCCUCCGCUUCUCCACCUCCGCCGGCACCGUCGUCGAUGAUGCCUCCGCCUCUUCCUCCGUCUACUCAGAAGGACUCGCCGCCGACCAGCUCAAACUCAAUCGACUCUUCUCAUACCGCUACGACAACGCCGCCGCCGCGUCGGAUUGCAUCGUGUGUUUGUCCACGCUCAAGGGAGGAGAAGAAGUGAGGAAGCUGGAUUGCAGGCACGUGUUCCACAAACAGUGUUUGGAAGGUUGGAUCCAGCAUCUCAAUUUCAAUUGCCCGCUCUGUAGAUCUCCGUUGAUUGCCCCUAGAGGAGGAGGAGGAGGAUGUGAUUCGAUCGCUCUUGUCUCAGCAUCUCAUUGAAUGUUUCAGUUCUCUUAUGAGAAAAAAAAAGGGAAAGAGAGAUGAAGAGUUUGGGUGUUUUUGAUCUCUCGUUGCUUUCUCCUCUUUCUCUUCGUUUUUUUUUUUUUUUGAGGAAUUUCUCAGAUCGGAGAGGUUCUUAUAUGUUUUUCCAAAUUCUCGCACAGUGAUUUUUGAUGUAAAUUAUUAGUAUGAAAAGUGUGUUGUUAGUCAUCUCUUUGCUUAGAUUUGGGUGGUGUUAAAAAAAAAUAUAUAUAAUCAAGAGCCCGGCUUGCAUUUCUCCUGGAUUUGUAAUAUUCUGUAAAACAAAGACAAAAAAAGCUAGUGGUACUUUUUUUUUUGAUCAACUUGCA